This is a messenger RNA of Pangasianodon hypophthalmus (striped catfish), 3718 nucleotides long. RefSeq names its product bMERB domain containing 1 (gene bmerb1). Gene Ontology annotation, cellular component: microtubule cytoskeleton. Bases 216 to 806 code for a protein of 196 amino acids. The record is from RefSeq and is a predicted model, not a curated record. NCBI's taxonomy places the organism in Eukaryota, Metazoa, Chordata, Actinopteri, Siluriformes, Pangasiidae. Gene Ontology annotation, biological process: negative regulation of microtubule depolymerization. The transcript has 6 exons.
AUCCCUCGCGCGCUCUUCCCUCAGCAGCCCAGUCAGGAGCGUUGUGCUCAGUCUCGCUGUGAAGGAGGAUGCGCAGCACCACGGCUCGGCGGAACCCACUCGGUUUGAACGGAACAGCGGAAGACUGAACAAAAACAACUUAAACCACACACAUCACAGAUUUACGUCGUAAACGGCAGCGUUUCGAGAGUUAAAUACGAAAAACAAAAUCAGUAAUGGAAUUAAAGAAGUCCAUCGUGGACAACGAGAGGAGCUACGGCGCCGUGCGCGAGACCAAAUGGGGCAAAGACGAAGGUCAGAUGGACGUGUCCAUGGCAGAGAGCUCCAUGACUCCGGAUGAGAUCGAGAUUGAGAUGGCCAGGAUCCAGAGGCUCAGGGAGGUGCUCGUCAGAAGGGAGUCAGAGCUCCGCUUUAUGAUGGAUGAUAUUCAGCUGUGUAAAGACAUCAUGGCCCUGAAGCAGGAGCUGCGUAAAAUUGUGACAGUGCCAGAAAAGGAAAAGAGUAAGAAGCACCGGCAGAAGGAGGAGGAGCUGAUUCAGAAGAUCCAUAAGCUGGUGGAAAAAAGGGAUUUCCUGGUGGAUGAUGCAGAGGUGGAGAGAUUGAGGGAGCAGGAAGAGGACAAAGAGAUGGCCGAGUUCCUCAGACUCAAGCUCAUGCCGCUGGACAAACUGGCCAGAGUCACACAGAGUCCUCCAAAAGUGAAAAAGCCGACCCCAGAACCUCCGCCAAACAAACCGUCCAUUACCAAGAGCAGCGUAGCCAUCAUAAAGGACUGCUGUGGAGCUACGCAGUGUGCCAUCAUGUAAAACCUCUCCAUGCUACAGUUAGUAUGUUUCAGGAAGACAUAAUCUUAUUUGGGGUUGAUCAGGUUGCUAUAGAUUUUUUUUUUUGUCUUUGCGUAGCAGAUGUUGUGCCAUUGUUCAUUUUAGAAGUGCCAUGACUCAUCUAAUAAAUUAUUUUCUCUGCAUUAAAGCAGUUUUAUUGCUGUAUAUAAACCUCAGAUGAUGUAAUUUGGCUCUAAUUUGAAAAAUGUGUUGGCUGAAACAUUAUGAGAUGUCCCAGUCACACAAAGCCACAGGAGUUCUAGAAGCUCUGUGGAGUUCUGGAACUCCUUCUAGAACUUUAGAGAAUUCUAGAAUCCACUUCAGUAAGGAUCUGAAGCUCUGGUGAAUUCUUGAACUCCUUGUAGAAUUCUAGAAUUAAAGAGAAUUCUAGAAUCUACUUCAAUAAGGAUCUGUGGCAUCCUUUAAUGUGUGUUUCACAGACACAGAGCUGGAUGCAGUGCAUAACUGCCCUUUUUCCCCACAAAAUUGUCUGCUCCAUUUCAUCUCUAAAGAGCUGGUGGACUGGAACGAAGUUACAGUAUCUUCAGCAUCAGAGCUCUGGGGCAGGGGCUUUUCAUUGCUAUGGCAACAACUCAAGUUAUAUGCAUGGCCAUCACAACAGAACAGAUCUGAACAAUGUGGAGCUUUUAAAGAUUACUGCCAUGAAUCACAACCAUGAAUCAAUGGUCAGUGGAGGGAAAACAGUUUUCCUAGCAACUGCAACAAAAGUGAAGUUACAUAAGCUAAUCAUAAUUAUGCUAAAAAUUUCUUUAAGUAAAUCAUGUAUCAUCUCACCAAUGGUUUUUUGACAACGAUAUCUUUGUGCUGUGUUUUAGAGGAUAAAGGAUUUGACCAUACAAACUUAAACAUUGUAUAUUCUCAUAGUAAAAGGGUUGUGAUUUUUAUGCCGUGCAGCAGGAGACAGCCACACGUGAUUACAUAAUGGUUUGGCUCUGAACGCAGUGGAAACACAGGUUGAUUCUUUAGCUUUGUCCACAUGUAUAUAGUCUAAGGAGUUUGUAUGUGUCUUUUUAUGCAAGUAUUUUCAAUUUUAGCAAGAGACGAUGAAGUGAACAGACUGCUUGAUCAAACAGGCCAUAACAAUUUUCUUUACCUGGUCGUGUAUCAUUACACCAAAUCUCAGAUCUCACCAAUCAUCAGGCAUGUGAUCAGCUAAGGACAAAAAAAGAAGGAACAGCUGGAAAGGGGUUAUUUCGCCAAACUUACAGAAAUAGCUGAGAUGCUAAGGGUAUCCCGCACACAGCCGCUAGAUGGCGCUGCUAGCGUGUGCAGUGCUGUGGGAAGCAACCCAUGCAUGAAAUAAACGUGUGUGAAAACGCAGCAUUUUGCAGAUUGUUUAGUAAUUGUUUAAGGCCAUUUCACGAUUUCAGUCUUUAUACAGUCCAUAACACUGUCUUGAUGGAGAUCGUACUGAUGAAUGACGAAUGUUAAAAUGUGAAGGUUUCACAGAAUUUUGGUGAUUUUUCCCUCAACUUUCCCUCAAGUGGCACUUUCACUUUUCAGCUGUCAGUUUUUCCACAUUUAAGUGAAAAUGACUAUGAAUAAAACUGACACUACAUGUUUUUAGGAGUGCCAAUCCAUCUAUGUUCGGUGGCUAUUUUUUUUUAUGGAUUACACAUUUCAAUUCCCCAAAAACUCCAGUAUAGUGUCUGGACUUUCUGCAGAGGCUAAACUGUAAGCUUUUAUUUCUCUGGAUUCAAGAAGAUAAAGUCGAAUUACCUCCUGAAUGAAGCCUCCGUUUGGCGCGGUCUCAACUCCAACGUGCAUGAUGAAUUUAUUUAUUUGGAUUUAUGCAAUUCACAUGGGUCAAAGCCUACUUCUCAGGUCAGAAAAUACAGAAAUCCGUAAAAAAAAAAAAAAAAAAAAAAAUGAAUCACAUCCCUGAUAUAUACAUGUACACAUGAAAUAUGUUUUGGAAAUUACACCAAUACCAUGCUUAUUUAUUUGUUAAAAAAAAAAAAUUCCUCAGAUACCAACUUUGCCAUGAAACGACAGCAAUCUGGAUGCCUUUCACGAUGCAUGAUCAAAGCAAAGCAGACAGGAACAGUGCUCGGAGAAAAUCUCAAGCAGUAUCAGUGCAUGUGGUCAUAAAAAUUGUAUGCACACAAAGGUAUUCACGAGUGUGAUGCAUGAGAGAGAGAGAGAGAGAGAGAGAGACAGACAGAGCUACAUCAGACUAUGAAGGACGUUCAACAGGGGAUUCUUAAUGAUUCUAUAAUUUAGUCCUUCACUUUAAUCAGCUGUCCCCGUACAAAGAUUUAUGCUAAUUUGCAUGUUUGCCUAGAAGAGCUCUACAAGCAAAAUACACACUGGUUCUGAGACAGGACAUUACUCGUGUUAGAAGUCAGUAACCAGCACGGACAGACCCACGGACAGACCCACGGACGUUUUCACUUUAAGAUCAGGAGUACUGUGCAUUUGAUUUGAAAAAUUAACACACCCACUGUACUACUUUUACUGCUACAAAUUACCCAAGAAACUCAAGACUACUGCAAAUCUUUCUCUCAUGUAAUUGCUGUGGUUCUUUACACAUCUUGAAUCUUGAGUGGACCCAAGCAACGACCAUGUCAGAUUUAGUUCCCUUGCCUGUGAACAGAACACUUUCACAUAAACACAGGGUGUUAAUGUGUUAUUUUCUUGCUUGCAAGUUCUUCAUGUUGUUGCCGUACUCAUCGUACACAUUUAGUGUUUGUGAGCUUUUCCGUCACAAAAGAUCAGACUGCAAAUUUCAGGACUGUUACAGAAAACCACAGUAGAAACGUUCCUGAGAUUUGCAGUGGUUUGUUAUGAAGGUCUUUAUGUAAAGUGUGAAUAAAUACAAGCACUUAAACAUUAUUUGUAAAUACAUGUUCCAAUAAAAGCAUCUUUCUGGA